AGUCAACCUCAAAACUAGAUAUGAGUGAACAAAACCCAUUACAGCGUGGCAAGGCCCACUACUUUGGAGCCGGUCCUGCCUUACUACCAACAGACGUAUUGCAACAAGCAGCUCUCGACUUGAUUAGCUACAACGGAGAAAACGUUGGAAUCGGUGAAAUCUCCCACAGAUCCAAACCUGCCAUCCAAGUGAUUGAUGAUACCAAGGCCAACUUGACCAAAUUAUUGGAUAUUCCUGACACUCAUGAAGUGUUCUUCAUGCAAGGAGGAGGAACAUCUGGUUUUUCUUCCAUCGCCUACAACUUAAUGGCGAACUAUGCCACCAAACACAAUGGGAAGCUUGGAAAAGCUGCUUAUGCGGUCACCGGAUCUUGGUCUGAAAAGUCUUUGGAAGAGGCUGUAAGAUUAGGAUUCGAUGCUGAAGUUGUGGUAAACACAAAGAAUAUCAAGUUCAGUGAUAUACCCAGUUAUAGCGAAUGGAAACCCUUGAAUAAAGACAACACUGCUUACUUGUACAUUUGUGACAACGAAACCGUGAAUGGUAACGAGUUCAAGGACACCCCACCACAAGAGUACUUGCAAGGAGUAGAGUUGGUGGCUGAUAUGUCCUCUAACAUUGUUUCCAAGAGGAUUGAUGUUUCAAAGUAUGGUUUGAUCAUGGCCGGAGCACAAAAGAACAUUGGGUUGGCUGGUUUGACCAUCUAUAUCAUCAAGAAGAGUUUAUUAGAACAAGCUUCCGAUAACCAAUUAAAGGAAUGGGGUAUUCCUUUGUCCCCUAUCGCGUUCCACUAUCCAACGGUGGUAAAGAACAACUCUGCCUAUAACACGAUUCCUAUCUUCACCUGUCAGAUCUUGAAGUUGGUGACAGCAAAGCUCUUGAAAAACGGAGGAAUUUCUGCCAUCCAAGCCAUCAAUGAAAAGAAGGCCGAGGUGUUAUACGGGGCUUUAACUAAAUAUCCGUCGGUUUACUCUUUGGCUGUGAAGAAUUCAAAGGUCAGAUCCAAUAUGAACGUGGUCUUCACCCUCAACAACCCUGACUUGGACAGUGUGUUUCUCAAGGACGCUGGUGAGAAGAAUCUUCAAGCUUUGAAGGGACACAGAUCAGUGGGUGGUAUGAGAGCCUCUAUUUAUAAUGCAGUGCAAUUGGAAAGUGUCGAGCUUCUUGCCAAGUUUGUCAUUGAAUUUGCCGAAAAGCACAAAUAGUUUAAUACACAUUUUAUUUGCA
Yamadazyma tenuis ATCC 10573 is the source of this 1224-nucleotide messenger RNA. RefSeq names its product O-phospho-L-serine:2-oxoglutarate transaminase (gene SER1). Gene Ontology annotation, molecular function: pyridoxal phosphate binding; O-phospho-L-serine:2-oxoglutarate transaminase activity. Gene Ontology annotation, cellular component: cytoplasm. NCBI's taxonomy places the organism in Eukaryota, Fungi, Ascomycota, Pichiomycetes, Serinales, Debaryomycetaceae. The record is from RefSeq and is a predicted model, not a curated record. Gene Ontology annotation, biological process: L-serine biosynthetic process.